AUGGCUCAACUAUCAUCUCAAGGUAAUAAUGCUAUUAUUUACCUUUCGUAUGCUUUUAUGUUAGCAACUGGUUUGUUGUUGGCAUGGAAAUUUCAUUCAGCUAAAGAUUUCUUAUCUUCAAAUGGUACACAAAGAGGUAUACCGUUAGCUUUAAACUUUAUAGCUUCGGGUAUGUUAAAAUUUUAUAUCGACAAACUAAACGGGUAUCCUUCGAGGAUUGAGAUUAUACCGUUUGAACUCGAUCAAGUUGAAACUUGCGUGAGGAUUUAGUUUGUACUAACAAAACUUUUAGCCAUGGGUGUUGGUAUUAUUUCAACUUAUUCACAAAUUGCAAAUCUUUCAGGUUUACAUGGUUUGCUAGUUUAUACUUUAUGUGGAGCUAUACCAAUUGUAGGUUUUGCUGUAUUUGGUCCUAUAAUUAGAAAGAAAUGUCCAGAUGGUUUUAUAUUGACUGAAUGGGUUAGACAAAGAUUCGGAAUUGUGACUGCUUUAUAUUUAUCAUUUUUUACAUGUUUAACAAUGUUUUUAUUUAUGAUUGGUGAAUUAUCAGCAAUUAGAGGUGCAAUAGAAACUUUAACUGGUUUAAAUGCAUUAGGUGCAGUUAUAGUUGAAUGUGUUGUAACGACGAUUUAUACAUUUUUUGGAGGAUUUAAAAUCAGUUUUAUAACUGAUAAUUUCCAAGGUGCUUGUGUUUUACUUUUAUUGAUAAUUUGUGCUUGUGGUAUGGGAUCAUAUAUUGAAAUCGAUCCAUCAAAAGUUGGACCAAGUGGAUUAUUAAAAGCAAAUAAAUUGGGUUGGCAAUUAGUUUAUAUUUUAUUUGUUGCAAUUGUAACUAAUGAUUGUUUCAUGGCUGGUUUUUGGCUUAGAACAUUUGCAAGUAAAACUGAUAAAGAUUUAUGGAUAGGUUGUUCAAUAGCUGCUUUUGUUACAUUUGUUAUUUGUACUUUAGUUGGAACUACAGGAUUUUUGGCUGUUUGGUCUGGAGAUUUAACCGUUGGUAAUGAAGAUGGUUCAAAUGCUUUUUUCAUUUUACUUUCAAAAAUGCCAAGAUGGUUAGUUGCAUUUGUUUUGAUAUUUUGUAUUGUUUUAUCAACAUGUACAUUUGAUUCAUUACAAUCAGCAAUGGUUUCAACCAUUUCAAAUGAUGUAUUUAGAAAUAAAAUUCAUGUAAAUUGGACAAGAGGUUUAGUUAUUUUAGUUAUGGUUCCAAUUGUUGUUUUAGCAGUUACAGUUGCUAAUAAUAUUUUACAAAUUUAUUUGAUUGCUGAUUUGGUUUCGGCAGCUGUUAUACCAGCUAUAUUUUUAGGAUUAUCAGAUACAUUUUUCUGGUAUUUACGUGGAUUUGAUAUAAUGUGUGGUGGUUUAGGUGCAUUAAUUGGAGUUUUCAUAUUUGGUACUGUUUAUUAUGAUAGUGCAAGAGAAGGUGGUAAAUUAUUAUUAAUAUGGAAUGGUAUUUAUGAUCCAGAAGAUUGGGGUGCAUUUGGAGCUUUUGUUAUUGCUCCAGUUGGUGGUGUUGUUAUUUGUAUGAUUGUGGCUGGAAUUAGAAUUUCAGCAUUGUAUAUAUGGUCAAAAAUAAGCAAUAGUGAAUUUACAGCAUUUAAUAAACCUGAGAAUGUGAUAGUCGAAGAAUUUGAACAUGAGUCGGACAAGAAAAGUGAUGUAGUAUAUAGUAUAUAG
Molecule: messenger RNA, 1677 nt
Organism: Insectozyma verbasci
Lineage: Eukaryota; Fungi; Ascomycota; Pichiomycetes; Serinales; Debaryomycetaceae
Source: the annotation of a GenBank genome assembly